AUGGAUUCUCUGGGAAGGGACAGUGCUGAGUCUGGCUCUAAGGAUGCGGCGUUCCCCGGCGGUGGCCUUAAACCGAACCAGGUGGGCGAGACGGUGCUGUAUGGAAUACCCAUAGUGUCUUUGGUCAUAGACGGACAGGAGCGAUUAUGCCUGGCACAAAUCUCCAACACGCUGCUUAAAAACUACAGUUAUAACGAAAUACAUAACCGGCGCGUGGCCCUGGGAAUCACGUGCGUGCAGUGCACGCCGGUCCAGCUUGAGAUCCUGCGCAGAGCCGGGGCCAUGCCCAUCUCAUCCCGGCGCUGCGGCAUGAUCACGAAGCGCGAGGCCGAGCGCCUGUGCAAGUCCUUCCUGGGGGCGCACUCUCCUCCGAAACUCCCAGAAAACUUUGCGUUUGACGUGUCCCACGAGUGCGCUUGGGGCAGCAGGGGCAGUUUUAUCCCCGCGCGGUACAACAGCUCCAGAGCCAAGUGCAUCAAGUGCUGCUACUGUAACAUGUACUUCUCCCCAAACAAGUUCAUCUUCCACUCUCACCGCACGCCCGACGCCAAGUAUACGCAGCCCGACGCGGCCAACUUCAACUCAUGGCGCAGACAUCUAAAGCUGACCGACAAGAACUCUCCCACGGACGUAGCACACGCUUGGGAGGACGUCAAGGCCAUGUUUAAUGGAGGCAGCAGGAAAAGAACCUUACCGUCCAGCUGCUCCGAGGCCCCGUUAAAGCCCGCGCCCCGGGGAUCGCCGGAGACUCCCGCUAAGAUCUUAAGCUGCGAAGAAAACAGAGGAGGCACGAGCGCACGGAGCUAUCCCGUCAUCCCCGUGCCCAGCAAAGGUUUCGGGGUGUUACAGAAGAUCCCCCCCCCGCUCUUCCCGUCGCCUUAUGGUUUUCCCACGUUUGGCCUGUGCCCCAAGAAGGACGAGGGCCUGGAGCGGCCCGGCCUCCCCGGGGUCCUGUGGCACGGGGCAUCCAAGGACACUUAUCCGCCGUUUCCUAUGUUCUGGCCCCUGCCGCCUUACCCCCCGCCCCACGGACACCCCCACGGACACGUGGACGUAGACGUCGACGUGGAGCACUGCAGUGACCGUAGCACGAACACGUCCAAGGACAGUGCGCUUAUUGAAAAUGACAGGUGCUCGAGCACGCAAUCUUUGCGCAACGAGGACGAAAAGUCCGCAGACGAGGCCAGACCCACUGAGGGCUCCGUGACCUCGCUCGUGCCCCGGAAACUCAGCUACGUGUCAGCAUUCCGGCCUGUGAUCAAAGACACAGACUGCAUCGCGAGACUCUACGGGCCCCGGGGCGCGUGCCGUCCGGGAUACAUGUCCCCCGACUUUUUGAGCGAGAGCUCGAGCUUCAGAUCCGCGUCCCCGUGCGUGGACAGUGAAGGUGAGGCUGAUGUGGACGUGGAGACGCACAAAGGAGCAGAGCACGAGGAACCCAUGCUCGUACCAUCGGGGUGUCCUAACACGCGCCCGGGCUCACGCGCCCCCGAACACAAGCUCGACCUCAUUCCGCACGAGGCCCCGGGAGCGGAGGCCCCGGGAACAGAGGCCCACAGGAACUUACCCCCGCAGAGUCACGCGCUCGCAGCAUCCUUCACGGAGGUUUACCCCGCAGAGCGCGCGGAGACGCAGCAGAGGAGCGGACAGUAUCAGGCGAAAGAAUACAGCCCCGCGCUGCUCUGCAGUGCGCACGAUGAAGGCGUGCGCAAAGAGGAGCCGUCCUCCACGGUGGAGGAGAUAGACUCCAAAUGUUUCCAUGACCACAGCGGAGACGAGACGCAGCGCGAGCGGGACGAAGGAGAAGACCCGGACAGAGCAGGGCCCGCACAAAGAGACUUACAGAGUCUGGCAAAAGAGGAGCUACAGAAGCAACUGCUAGAGCAGGUGGAACUGAGGAAGAAGCUGGAACGGGAGUUUCAGAAUCUGAAAGAAAACUUCCAGGAUCAGAUGAAGAGGGAGCUGUCGUAUCGAGAGGAGAUGGUUCAACAGCUGCACAUCGUCAGAGAAGCUCACGACGCCUUGCAUCAUUUCUCGUGUAAGAUGUUGACUCCACGUCACUGUGCUGGCUCCUGCACGUUCAAGUCUCCUUUGAUGCCGCCAUGA
Periophthalmus magnuspinnatus is the source of this 2106-nucleotide messenger RNA. RefSeq names its product SKI family transcriptional corepressor 1b (gene skor1b). The coding region runs from base 1 to 2106 and encodes 701 amino acids. The transcript has 7 exons. Gene Ontology annotation, molecular function: SMAD binding; RNA polymerase II cis-regulatory region sequence-specific DNA binding; DNA-binding transcription factor activity, RNA polymerase II-specific. Gene Ontology annotation, biological process: negative regulation of BMP signaling pathway; negative regulation of transcription by RNA polymerase II. NCBI's taxonomy places the organism in Eukaryota, Metazoa, Chordata, Actinopteri, Gobiiformes, Gobiidae. Gene Ontology annotation, cellular component: nucleus; transcription regulator complex. The record is from RefSeq and is a predicted model, not a curated record.